Messenger RNA from Chelmon rostratus (copperband butterflyfish), 5925 nucleotides. Its product is annotated as TOG array regulator of axonemal microtubules protein 1. Gene Ontology annotation, cellular component: cilium; cytoplasmic microtubule. The transcript is spliced from 23 exons. Gene Ontology annotation, molecular function: microtubule binding. NCBI's taxonomy places the organism in Eukaryota, Metazoa, Chordata, Actinopteri, Chaetodontiformes, Chaetodontidae. The coding region runs from base 309 to 4811 and encodes 1500 amino acids. The record is from RefSeq and is a predicted model, not a curated record. Gene Ontology annotation, biological process: microtubule cytoskeleton organization.
UCUGUAGCUUCCAAACAUUCAACACUCCAGAUUCAAGCAAAAACAACCGUGGAAAAUGUCAGUCAGACAACAGUAGCUGCCGCAACAUGACAUGGAUAUUUUGGCGACGUUAACAUUGAACAGUCUCCUCGAGCGUCACCGAAGAGGACCUGGAGAGAUGCGAGCUUGACAAACGGGAGAGUGGUUUUCCAUCACCAACCACUCAGGAUGAAAGCACGAAGUAAAGAGGAGGAAUUUCAUUGUCCUCACUGGAUUGUGUUCGCUCGUUUGGAUUCUCAACUUUGACCACAACCACAAGACCAUCAAUAAUGAUACCUGGAUUGAUCUCCCAGGAGUUACACGAGCAGCUUCUGGACCUGAAGAAUUACCAAAAUCGCACAGAUGGGGUGGAGGAGCUCAAACGUGUCCUCUCGGAAAUGGACAUGAAAUCAGUCCCAUCUGGCAGUAUUGAGGAGCUCAUCAAUUUUCUCCCCCGACUUCUGGAUGACAGUAAUUUUAAAGUAUUGUAUGGCACCUUACAAGCCUUAAACUUACUCAUUCAGAAGCUGGAUACAGGUGUAGACAAAUAUUUCAAACAGAUAGUCUUAGUGGCUCUGAAGGCCCUCGGGGACACACGCACCAUCACCAGAAAUGAAUACAUGAAUGUGUUUCGACAGCUGAUGAAAGCUGUUGCACCGCAACAAAUAUUGGACCUUGUCACUGGCAACUUGAAACACAAGAAUUCAAGGGUUCGGGAAGAUGUCCUUAACAUCAUUAUGGCAGCUAUGCUCGCUCAUCCAAGGAAGGAUUUUAACAUCCCUAAGCUUUGUUUUGAAGUUGCACCAUACCUGGCAGACGGCAAAAGGAAGGUUCGCCAUGCCACUCUUGAGCUGUUUGCUGUUUUCGACUAUUGCCUUGAUACAGGGAAAAAGCAGCCUCUGAUGAAAGCGGUGGACAUGGUUGAACUCAAUGAGGAUGCAGAAGGUCUUAUGGCAGCUGUACAGGCAAGACGGGCAAGGCACAUUCUUCCGAAACUCUCCCCAGAGGGGAUUGUGGAGUAUGGCUUGGUGGUGCCCAAACCAGGACACCGAUGCUCUCUGCAGUAUGGUUCUGGAGCUGAUCUAGACUGGGUGAUGAACGGAGGGCGGGUAAACAGCGCCAGGAGCCACAGAACUGAACCAGACUGCGACCGAUUGCAUGGCUAUGGCAGCUUAGGCUCCCUCACUGAUGACCUACCCCUUCAAAGGAGGAUUGUCAGUGCGGGUAAAGGGAAGAACAAACUACCGUGGGAGAUGUUGAGCUUCUCGUCCACUGAGAAUGACCAGCAAUACAGUAUCCCUAAUGGAAAGUACUCCGAACAGGUGGCCAGUGAGGAUUUCCUUCCCUUGUCCAGGAAGCUGAGUCCAGAGACCUACAUACCCAGUUUUAGUUCUGCAGAGCCUCAGAAGCCUCAUUCUCCCAGAAGGAGGGUGUCCCCUGCACGCCUCAGAAGAAGUGGAAGCCUCAAUUUAGACCCUGACAUCUUUAAAACCACCAACUUCUCUGAAUUAGAUGUUGUGGCACCCAAGGGACGCGCGCUCUCAAGGAACCCCAGUGUUGAGCGCACCUUUUCCCUCCCCUCGAACCCCACUGCAUCCGGCUCCUUUCUACUGCCGUCCUACCCACUGGCUACACUCCCAGGAGGCAUACUUACUCCAACGCUGUCCCACCGUCAUGCAGACUCAUCCCUCUCCAUGUCCAACACCUGGCCCAACAAAAGAGAGAACAGCCCUCACCGGCGAGACACCAGCCCCUGGAGAGACGCAGCAGGCGCAGCAAAGGGGGACCAUCUCUCUAGCAGAUGUUCUCCCCGGCCCCUUCGUGCCUCCCUCGUGAGUUCUUCUUCCACUUCAUCAUUCCGCCGGGCUCUGAGCAGCACCAGGGCAACCCUAUCUAUCUCGCCAGUUGUUCCUACAGCAGAGCAGAUCCAGUCCCAUAAUGGUCAAGGAUCCAAAGCUCCUGGCAGCCCUCAGCAGCUAGAAAGGGACCUUCUUCUGGACCCAGAUGGCAUCACUGCAGUGCAAGAUUCUCAAGAGGAUGAUCCUCUGGACAUGCAAGAGAUGCUGAACUCCCUGCGCUCAUUGCGCAACAGUGCUGCCAAGAAGAGGGCCAAAGUGAGCCUUAGUUCAGAUCCAGAUCCAGACAGCCCUGACUCAGCUGUUAGGCUAGACCUCGGUCUUGAUUCACCAUCACACACCUCUCCAAUGCUUACCAGCUCAGCCAGCGAGAGUGGUCUUUCCAGUCUGAGCUCAGUCGCCAACUCCAGCUUCAAUGGCAUCAAAACCAGCCCCGGAAACUCAGCCUCUUCAGGAAUGAAACCUCGCAUUGCAAGAGUGCCCUCUGCAAAACUGAGGUCUUCUGCAUCCAUGGAUUUCAGCAGCCUUCAAGGAUUGUCUCAGAGAAACGAGCUGUCGUCUGAGGUGGGUGUGGUUGGGCAGAGAGUCACUUACUCCAAUGGAACAAUCAAAACGGAGGAAGAGACAAGACCUUCCCCUCCGUUGGUCAAACCAGCCAUCCGGGAAUCAGUCAGAGCUCUGAAGCCUGCCAAAGGAUCUCAGAGCCACAGCAGCAGGAACUCACCAGCCACAGAUGUGCCUGAAGGAGUCAUUGGAAGAGGCAUGUUUGGCACAGUAGUGUCCUCCAGCCAUCCAGGAGUUGCCUUGACACUUGAGCCGGAUGAUUCUGUGGCCAAACCCCCCACUGAUCCCUCGGCAGGCACCUACAGUCGCGCUCUGUCGGGCAGUCACAUAGAUAGUGAUGACAGCCCGUGCCCAGAUGAGGUUAAGCAGAGGGUGAAGAACACAAGGUUUAGCAGGGAUAAGAUGCGGUUCCAGUGUCUGGAUCAGCAAGAGGGGGACCACACUCGAGACAAGAUUCGCCACAGAGUCAGGCAGAUGCUGUCUGACUCACCCACAGAGGAGAAUAGAGUAUUAAUCAUCAAAGAUCUGCAUCUGAACGGCAGCACACUGACCUCCACCAAAGCAGACCUUCUCUCUGAUGAGUCUCCUAUCAGCCCCACCAGUCCUGUCAGCCCACCAGGACCCCAAAGCCCCACCACGUGCUUUACUCCGCCCCACCAGCCGAGCCCCCCCACAGUGCCCCCCAACCCCAAAAACCUAUCCCGUCUUAGGAGGGCCCCUAGCCUCAGCAGAACCCGACCAUCUUUGUCCCACAGCUCAGAUGAGCUGUCCCCUGGUACUACGGGCCACAGGAAGAACCUCGCAGAGAAUCAGGAGCUGUGUUCGUUUUCCAAGCCUGACCUGGCACUGACACAGAGCUUUAACCUGCUGAGCUCUGAAGACUGGGAGAAGAAGAUCGAGGGGCUGACGCUCCUGCGCAGUCUGGCUCACUACCACUCAGACACACUCCAGGGCAGGCUUCAUGAUGUCUGCCUGUCUCUCAUUCAAGAGGUGAAGAACCUGCGGUCAGGCGUGUCUAGGGUUGCAGUGUGUACGCUGGGUGAUCUGUACACCCACCUGCAGAGGGCAAUGGACCAGGAGCUGGAGGGGUCAGUUAAAGCUUUGCUGCAGAAGGCCGGGGAGAGUAACGCCUUCAUUAGACAGGAUGUGGAUGCAGCACUGGACUGCAUGGUGCAGCACUGCACACCCACUCGUAGCAUCAGUGCUUUACUCUCUGGGGGACUCAGUCACCUUAAUGCAGUGGUGAGAAAAUGCACCGCCCAGCACCUGGCUAAUCUGGUAGAGAAGGUCGGUGCUGUCCGUCUUCUGUCUGGAGGUAAAGAUCUCACCGACAGAAUCUUACCUGCCGUCACCAAGUUCGCACAAGACUCUUCACAGGAAGCCAGGUACUUUGGGCGUCGAAUGCUGCUGUCCCUGUCAUCCCACCCUGACUUCGACAGGAUCCUGGAGAAAUACAUUCCCACCAAAGACCUGCCGACUGUCAGAGACACUGUUUUCACUCUCAAGACAAAGGGCCUUGGUGAGAUGCCCCAAGACACCCAGUCAGCCAGGGGUAGACGCUCCCUCCCAGGCAGUGGUACAGUCAGGGCCUCAUCUCUCACCAGGGAGCCGCUCAACCAGACCAACAGGGAGUCAAAUAGCCAUUACAGCUGUAGAUCUCAGAAGCAGAGUAUUGCAGACAAGACCGAAUAUAUCAAGCGGAUCUCAGAUCUGCUGGGUUCAAAGGACUUCAGAGAGAGGAUCAAGGGAAUCGACCAGCUAGCUGCUGACUGUCAACACAACCCCAACAUGGUCAUCAAUAGUAUAUUCCCGUUGUUUGAUGCCUUCAGGGCCAGACUGCAGGAGUCCAACAGCAAGGUCAAUCUGUAUGCCCUCGAGUCUCUACAGAAAAUCAUCCACUUGUUAAAGGACAAUCUGUCCCAAGUGGUCAACAUCCUGGUCCCAGCAAUCGUGGACAAUCACCUCAAUUCCAAGAACAACGCCAUCUACUCUGCUGCUAUUGGAGCGAUUAAUGCACUUAUCUUAAAUCUUGAUAAUAUACUUCUUCUUCAGCCAUUCUGCACCAAGGCUCAGUUUUUAAAUGGCAAAGCAAAGGUUGAUCUCGUCGAAAAGGUUGCAGAUCUUGUGACUGAACUCUACCCUCGCAAGCCCCAGAUGGUGGAGCAGAAAGUGCUGCCCUUGCUGUGGCACCUCCUGGGCACCUCCACCCACAGCGGCACCAUUCAUGGCCGGGGCGGCAGCGUGAGGGGUGCUACCGCCAACCUGUGCCAAGCCCUAUACACCCAGAUGGGGCCCAGCCUGAUUGACUGUGCUGCCUCCCAGCCUGCCAAUGUCCAUAAAGGUUUAAAUGAGGUCUUGAGGGCCUUGUCCUAAAGGUAAAACAGAAUCCAAACACAACCACAUGUUGGAAGAGAAGAACAGUAACACGGACCUUACUUGAAGACAGAGAUGUUCUACAUUUCUUAUAGUGCCUGCACUUUUUUAUCAAUAAAGAGAAAGUCCUUAAAGAUUAUGAGCUCUUAUUCUUAUCUCAGUGAGAUUUCCUCUGGUACACAAGCAUGGACAAUUGUAAAACACUGACAUCAGGUCUUUAACACACCCAACCUGCUCUCUUUGCACUUUGACAAGGUAGCGCAUUAUCAUGAUAGACUUCACUAGUUUUACAUUUUACAAUCUCAUUAUUGUCAUUGGGUUUUUUUUCAUAAUACAAACAUGUACUGUAGACAAAUCAAGACACUAUUGCAGAAUGUAAAAUGGAAAUGCACAAAAAAACGAGGAAGAAGACAGGGGCCUGAAAGGUGUAUAUGUUUGCUGUGUCAUCAAACGUGAUGUGAUAUUUUCAAAAUAUUUCAUGUAGUUGUUUUGAAGAUUUGUGAAUUGAGAUUAACACGAAUAGUUUAAGAUACUUUUGUACAGCUCAAAUGUGUAUUUGCACAGUAUUAGCUUAAUCUGUAUAUGUAUGCUGUAUGAUGGUACAGUUCAUAAUUUAUCUAUUGUGUAAUGGUUAAUGAUGUGCUGAGUAGGUACUGUUUUUUUGUUUUUUGCAUGACCAAAAUUUACUGACAGGAUCAAAAUUGUGUAUAUUUUUGUAAAUGAGAUAUAUAUGUACACUGAUGCCUAGAUCAAUGUUGGGUUUGCACCAAUUCUUCUGGAUGAGGACAGUGAGAAAAGAAAUUUAUCUGUACUCCAGCGGUUGCCUGAGAAACAGUGAAGGCCCAGAUCUGAUUCUGUCUCAGUAUAGUGCCAGUCUUCAAGUAGCCUUUUAACUCAUCUAUUGUUAAAUUAUAUUGAACUUGUUUGUGAACAAGAGCAAAGACAGAUUCAUAUAUAAAUAAAGUGUUUUAUUUCUGUAAAACUAACUUCCAGGUGCCUCAUUCAAAUUUUAAUGGAAUUGGACGUGUGGUAGAAGGGAAUGGACGACAACUGUUAACAGCUGAACUUGACAGUUACAUUUUACUGCUUGUCAAAAUUAAAAGCGAAUUAAAUG